Patella vulgata (common limpet) is the source of this 3836-nucleotide messenger RNA. RefSeq names its product importin-13. Lineage: Eukaryota; Metazoa; Mollusca; Gastropoda; Patellidae. The coding region runs from base 575 to 3442 and encodes 955 amino acids. Gene Ontology annotation, cellular component: nuclear membrane; cytoplasm. The transcript has a single exon. Gene Ontology annotation, biological process: protein import into nucleus. The record is from RefSeq and is a predicted model, not a curated record. Gene Ontology annotation, molecular function: small GTPase binding.
UGGCGGCGACCAUAGUCACAAUUUUAUCAUCUUGUUUACAUCAUAUGUGAGAUGAACUCAGUGUUAUUUAUACUCACAGUUCUAAAUUUAUCAUCCCGGGUGUUUGUACCUGAAUACAGCAUUGACACAACUGGACAGCGUUCAUUUGCUGGUUUGAAAGUGACGCUGAUUUCAACCAAACGAACAAUUGAGUCGUCAGUUUCGAGAUCGAAAACGGUGCCAAUCAUAAUAUUCCGGUAUUAUUUUUCAAUGGUAGUGGCGUAAACGAAAAACCUUUUAACUUGGAUUUCAGAUUCCAAAUCCUAUUGGUUUGUUUAUUGAUAUCUACAACAAUAACACUACAACGAUAAAGCAUCGGCUUAAUACUGCAUGUUGAUUAGACAUUUUUAGACAUAAAUUAGAGUUAGAGUGUGUAGACAAGUGUUUGGUACGGUACAGUCAUAGAAAAUAUAAUUCCCUGUGUUACUGAAUGAAGGCCUUGAAUUACACCCAGUUCAACAGAUUGGACAAUUAAUUGGUUAUACUGGUAGUAUAAAAUUGACUGUCGUAUUCAAUUGUUCUUAUAUUGUAAAUAAUGGCGUCACAGUUCACCACUGAAAAUGUUGAACAAGCUGUGUUGCAGUUUUAUUACAAUACGAAUAUUCAGCAAGAGGUACAUAAAUGGUUGACUGCUGCUCAAGUUAGUCCUGAGGCAUGGUCCUUUUGUAUCGAGUUGCUUUCUGAGCAGAAAAGCGGUGAGGUGCAGUUUUUUGGAGCCAGCACACUCCAUGCUAAGAUAUCUAGAUAUUGGCAUGAAGUUCCAGUUGAACAAUAUGAUUCUCUUAGAGCUAAACUUUUGGAAAAGAUUCUGCAGUUUUCAUCUGGUCCCAAAAUGGUGUUUACAAGAUUAUGCGUUGCACUAUCAUCCUUUCUUUUGCGCUCGGCACCUGAACAUUGGCCUGAUCCAAUUCAAAAUUUAAUAACAACAUUUCAGCAAGAAAAUAUUCAGAAUAAUAACAUGGUUCAAAGAUGUAAAAUACUUCUAGAGAUAUUGAAAUUAAUACCAGAAGAAUUUUUUAGUACCAAUCUUACACACAAAAGAAGGGUUACUUUGCGAAUUGAAUUACAGAAAGGAUUAGGUUUAAUUCUCCCCAUAAUACGUGGACUAUUGUCUCCGUCCACUCCUAGUGAUAUUUAUAACCAAUCCCUCCGAACAUUUUCCAGCUGGGUUGAAUUUGGUAUUCCAAUGAAUGAUGGAGAAGAAAUAAUUCAUCAUGUGUUUCAAGCUCUGCAUAAUCCUGAUUUAUUUGAGACAGCUGUAGACACUUUAGUAAGUGUAUUUUCCCAUCCAGACUCCCAUCGAUUCCCUUACACCAUCCAAAAGCUAUUACCACAACUUCACCUUCUCCAAGAAAUGUUUCAAAAAGCAAUUGAUGAUCUGGACAUUGAGAAAAGUCAUGGAUUGUGUCGCAUAAUUGUAACCAUAGCUGAAAAUCACACGAAACUAAUCACAGAAUCAGCGCUUAGUGAUGAUGAAGCUCAUAGAAAUAAUGCAAUGCAUCUAGUGAAGAUGGUUUUGGGAUGUUCUUCACUUCCAGGUCAUUUUCCGGUAGAUGAAGGAUGUAGUGAUCAAACAUUCACCUUCUGGUACAUUUUGCAGGAUGAACUGGUAGCUAAUGACGCGCCCAGAUCUAACCAGCUUAUGAUGAUCUUUCAACCAGUGUAUUUUUCACUAAUGGAAGUGUUGCUGGUAAAAGUACAGUACCCAGAAGAUAGUGAAUAUGAGUCAUGGACAGCUGAUGAGCAGGAACAAUUCCGAUGUUACCGUCAAGAUGUUGGUGAUACCAUGAUGUAUGCCUUCAAUAUUUUACGAGAACCAUUGUUAGGAUAUUUGUGUGGUGUUCUGAAUAGAAUUGUUGAAAGUUCUGGAGCUCAAAACAAUUGGCAAAUGAUUGAAGCCAUAUUCUUUCUUUUUGGAUCUGUUGCGGAAAGUGUAGCACUAGAAGAAGGACAACAUCUUCCAAGUUUGCUUAAAUUACUUCCAAGAAUUCCUUUUAUUAAUAACAAACUUAUCUCGACAGCCUUAUAUAUGAUUGGUUGUUUUGGUGAGUGGAUGAACUAUCACCCUGAGAGUCUGUGUUGUGUGAUUCCUUUACUUUUACAAGGACUUGGUAACAGUGAAGUAGCAACAGCAGCAACAAUGGCACUGAAAGAUGUUUCAAGGGAGAACUUGGAUCAUAUGCAACCUUUUGCUUAUCAAAUACUUAGUGCAAGUCAGAGUGUACUGGAGUCCAAUGCUUUAAAGGGAAGAGAUAAUUUGAGGUUGAUGUCAUGCGUGGGUCAGGUUUUAACAGUUCUACCAUUCAAUGAAAUCAUGCAGUAUUUAGAUCGUAUUUUAUCUUCUCAUAUCCAGCAGUUACAACAGCUAGCAACAGAGGAACCAUCAGCAGCUAUAAAACCCGCUUUACAGUUGAAAAUUGACCUAAUAAGUUGGUUGUUUGCCUCCUUAGAUACUGAAAGAGAACCAGCUGAAGAUGAAGGUGUAGAAUCCAGCCCAGUCAAACCCUCCAAUGAUGGUCCCAAACCAGUAUUUGUAGUACUUCAAAAAAUAACUCCGAUUUUACAUGCUGUUGUAACUAAAUGGGUGGCGGAAACUACUAUUAUAGAAUCGGUGUGUGCUCUCUUUAAGAGGGCUUUAAGGACAUUGAUGGAUGAUUUUCUACCACUAGCUCCAGAUGUGAUACAGAUGACUUGUCAGAUGUAUGAAAUAGUUCCUCAAAGUCCUGUACUAGACUUGGGCAGACAAAUGAUCCUUAUGUUUGCUGCUGACCAAAGUCAAGCACAUCUUAUCAAGGUGCUGCUGUCAACAAUUUGUGUUAAAACUGUAAAACUGUGCCAAACAGCACCACGAGAAAAUACUGAUAUAAUUGAAAGCUUUAUGACAUUACUAGCUCAGGUUUUAAAGAAGGUUAAACACAUGUUAUUAGAAGAAGGUUUUAAUUUAAAUGAACUGUUUCAAGCUGGAUUAAUGGCAAUGACACUCCCCGAACAUCACACUGUUAGGUCUGCUUGUUCAUUCUUAUGUGAAUUUCUUCAAGCUGGUCUUGAGACACAAGCAAUGAAACAAGUUAUUGUUGAUAAUGGCCUUCAUUUGGUGGACAGGGUUUUGCAAGCUAUUGGGGGCAACUCCCCUAGGGGUGUUAUUGAGCAUAUAGCGGACAUUAUACUUUACUUGAACAAACACCAUUUUGAAUAUCUGUCUCAGUGGCUACCAGCCAUGAUGGAACGUGAAGGCUAUCCAUCUGCUCAAGCGUCGAAACAAGAUAAAGAACAAUUUGUAAAAAAUAUACUGCGUGAGCGUGUGAAUAAACGUAAAAUCAGAGACAUAGUAAAAGAAUUUACCCUACUGUGUCGUGGAUUAUUUGGAACAGAAUAUGUAGCCCAAGCAGCAGCACAGCUUUAAUACUGAUUUGUAUACUUUAUAAACUUAUCCUGAAAUAAUUGCAAUUGCGAUAUAAUAUGUUAAGAGCCGAAAUAUGAAAUCGUAGUUGAGUAGAAAUCUUGGGCUAUUGAAAUAAAUAUUGUUAGGACAUUGUUUGAACUACCGGUAAAUGAAAAGUGCUAAAUAGAAUGAUAUUCGUUUUAUCAAUAAUUGUGUAUAUACUAUCGUUUUUGUUUCUCCGUAUCUUUUUAAUUUAUGUGAUAUUGCUAAAAAAAAAAAAGUGCUGAUAUAAUUUCCAAUGUUUUUAUGGGUUUUUUUUGUGAAAUCUAUAAUAAAUUUAUUCAUUUGUAAGUAUUUACAAAAACUAUUCCCCCUAUGUACAAUGUGAAUAUGCAAUAUAAAUUAUUUUAAAUGA